AGUACAGUUUCGGUUCAAACCGUCUAUCGCCAUUGAAAUGGAAAAGGUCAUAUUUUUCUAUGGCUCUGGGUCUAUGCAGUCAAGCAACAAAUUAACAAACUCCACCACAGCAGAAAUCGCCAGAGUCAGUUAGUUCGGAGAAGCCAGUGAAGUGAACUGAUCAGUGAUCACCGGAAAAGCUUGACUUGUUUACAUCCGGUUAGAAAGAACGCGCAUGAAGAAGAAGAUAGCUAACAUAAUCGAACUACCGUUUUGUACAAUGCGAGGUUUCUAACCACCUAAAUGUCUCAACUAAAUGUGUUCAGGGAUUAUCUCAAUGAGCGAUUAACAACGGCAGCUUUGGAGAUAUUCGCAUUCGCUGAGAAAUCAUUUGCAAAGUUCGAAGAGGAGAUUUAUCGUUCAAAGGAGGAGAGCUUGCGACUUCAACGCUUGUUGGACAUUGUCACUCAACCUGCGAUCAAGCUUCACCGAACAGAUGUGCUGCAGCUUUCUCUCCUGGAACCCCAACAGAUUAAAGAGGAACAGGAGCUGUGGACCAGUCAGGAGGAAGAGCAGCUCCAAGGACUGCAGUCUGAAACUACACAUUCCAUGUUCACUUCUACCAGUGUGAAACAUGACUGGGAUCAGGAGGACUUUUCUGAAUGUUCACAUCUUGACCAAACUGUUAAAGUGGAGAACAGAGAAGGAGACUCUCUACCCAGCAACACAACUGAGGAACAAAUCAAUGCAGAGCUUGAUGGACAAGAUUGUGCAGCACCAGAACCAGGCAGUGACUCUCACCCCCUCUCUGUUGUAUUUCCAAACUGUUUUACAGCUCAGAGUUUGGAGAAGGUGGAACAUGAAGGAGUGCUGCUUCUUCUGAACAGGACACAAGACAGUGGGGUUCGACCAAGGGAAAAUAUGCCACAGAGACGUCACACAGGAAAAACAUUACAUCAGUGUCAACAUUGUAACAAAACUUUUAGUAGAAAAGGUGCUUUGGUUUUUCAUAUGGGGACACACACAGAAGAUACAUCCAAUCACUGUCAACAAUGUAACAAAUGCUUUGCUAAGAAGGGUAGUCUGGUUAAACACCUGAAGACACACACAGGAGAGAAGCCUUAUCACUGUCAACAAUGUAACAAACUGUUUGCUGAGAAGGGUAAUCUGGUUAAACACAUGAAAACACACACAGGAGAGAAACCUUUUCAAUGUCAGGAAUGUAGCAAACUAUUUGCUCGAAGGGAUACUCUACGUGAACACAUAAGGACACACACAAGAGAGAAACCAUAUAAGUGUCAACUAUGUAACAAAUCAUUUACUCGUCCAUCUCGUUUGGUUAUUCACAUGAGGGCACACACAGGAGAGAAACCUUAUCAGUGUCAACAAUGUAACAUAUGGUUUCGUCAGAAGUAUAGUCUGGUUUGUCAUAUGAGGACACACACAGGAGAGAAACCUUUUAAAUGUCAGAAAUGUAGCGAACCCUUUUCUAAAAGUAGUGCUCUGUACAAACACAUGAGGACACACAUUUUUCAGAAAGAGUUACCUCCUACGACAUUUUUGCAAAGCCACUCAGACUAACUUUUGGUAAGAAUGGGGAGAAAUCUUGGGCUAAAACAAAGGGGGUAGGGGGGUUGAACUUGUUGCUAUGGAUAAUUUCAAGAAGCUUAUUAACUAUGUACACAGUGAUUAGAUCGGGGGAUGGAUAUCUGUCAAUUAUUUAAUCAUAGAAAUAUUACAUAAGGUAUUAUGUUCAGUAAGAUGUUCAAUUGUAGGUUGUCUCUAAUCAAAUAAGUAUGUUUAACUAAUUGUCAGUCUCUUAUACAUGCAUCUCGUAAAGAAAAAACGAAUAUGCAGAAAGGCAGCUUUAUGAAUUGUUGAUGUGGGGUCUGCAGUCAGAGAGCUUGUUUGAUGCAUUGUUAUGUGUUCUGCUGAGGUAUACCUAGUUCUUCUGUGCUGCAUAGCUGCAUUUUCCCUAUGGCCAAGUAGCGUACAGUUGUUGACCCUGAUCUCCAUUGUUACUGGGUUGUUUCUGUAAGUGACUUUAUUCUUAGGGGCCGUUUUUCGUAUGUCGCUAACUGAUUUGAUUAAUGAUGAUUUGUCAUGAUCUUGGAUUGUUAGGUUCUUUGACACUUAUCCUGGACUUGCUGUCAUAGCAACAUGUUCAUUAGCUUAAACCUGCUCGGGGGCAGGCUUAUUUUAUGUAAACAAGAUUUGAUUGUGGCUUUAUAAGCAGAGGUGAUACAGGAAGUCUUUCACAGCCAUGUCUUGUCUGUUUAUAGGACAUUAAACUGUUACGGAGGGUGCAAGGCUAAUUUGCGGAGAUUUUUUAAAUUAUUGCGUGAUAGACAGGAUUCUUUAGUGCGGCACGAUAAUAUACGCAGGGCUGCACAAUUAGGGGCAAAAUGAUAAUCACGAUUAUUUUGGUCAAUAUUCAAAUCACGAUUAAUGAUCAUGAUUAUUUGUUGAUUUUAACUAAAACAAAUGUUGUCACAUAGGCUAAUUAUAACUGCUUUCACAUCCAUAUUGUGAUACAAUUCGGCUAAUGUUCAAAUAUGUGCAUAAAAAUAAAAUGGGUCCUUUUAAUCACCAAAAUUCAAUGCAUCUCCUUAAAGAAGGCAUAAGAAUAAAAAGAAAUCAAAGAAAAUGUAGCAAAACUUCAACAGGGCACUAUUUUCCAUUUUACGCAAAUUUUGUUCAUGGAAAGCCAAAAUCGUGAUCGUGAUUAAAAUUCGAUUCAUUGUGCAGCACUAACUGUACGUAUUGAGAAAUAUCGGUUUUCUCGUGAGGGUGUCAUUUACAUCAUAUAGUUGGUGGAAGCACAUUAAAUUAUAUGACAUUAAAGAUGAUAAACAAAGUAAUUAUGAAAAUAUUACAAUACAAAAACAUUUAGGCCUAGCCUACUGUAAUGAGUGAUAAAAUGUCUAACAAGAUCACUACUACACAUUUAUUUAUCUGCUACUUUUCGCCAGCCCUCCUGGAUUUUUCAGACUUUUAGGUGUUCCCUUAGCCUGGCUGCCAGCCCAACUUAUCCCCGCCCACAAAAAUAUUUGGUCGGGAAGUUGGGUCUGGGGGGGCACGUUUGGGGAAAAACU
Hypomesus transpacificus is the source of this 3074-nucleotide messenger RNA. Its product is annotated as zinc finger protein 135-like. Gene Ontology annotation, biological process: regulation of transcription by RNA polymerase II. The record is from RefSeq and is a predicted model, not a curated record. The coding region runs from base 283 to 1560 and encodes 425 amino acids. Gene Ontology annotation, molecular function: DNA-binding transcription factor activity, RNA polymerase II-specific; RNA polymerase II cis-regulatory region sequence-specific DNA binding. Lineage: Eukaryota; Metazoa; Chordata; Actinopteri; Osmeriformes; Osmeridae. The transcript has 2 exons.